AAAUAGAACGGCGUGAAGACAGGUAGCAGCGGGCGCGCUGUCAGAUGGCAGCCAGCGAUGAGGAGAGCAACAACCACCGGAUUCCGCGAGUCGCGCUGGCGGAAAUGCCAGACUCGCGCUGGGUUUACAUGUAUCUCAACGGUGACGAACACUUCGAGCCGCUCAGGACGUUGGUGAACCAGAGGCACUACCGCAGCCUCGAGUCCCUGCUCGAGAAGCUCACAGAACGGAUACGGCCCAGCUUCGGUGCCAUACGAAGCAUCUACACGCCGCGUUACGGACACCGGGUCUCGUCCAUCGACGACUUGCGCACUAACGAGCGCUACGUGGCGGCUGGAUACGAGAAGUUCCGGCAAUUACCGCACGGCUACCCAGACGUUGACCAGCUCGGAAGAUUACAUCAAGCGCGAAAGCGAAACGCCAAGGCUCAAAACAUGCCACAGAACACAAAGAAGAGCACAGGUCUUCCUACAUUAAAUAAGCUCAACCGGUUCGAGGCGCCAAUUACUGUAUACAUUCACAAAAACGAUUCGCAGCGAGAAGCUCCAAUACGCUGCGUUCUCGUGGGCAGGGAUCGUAUCAGUAUGAUACGAGUCCUGCAAGUGGUCGGGCAGCGUAUGAAACUCGAAGCGAGCUACGUUAGAAAGCGAACGUACGAAACGUUAGCUCAAAACUCCCCGGGAAAUCCAUCUCAAAGCGCCAUUGCUGAAGCGGAGGACGAAAAUGAAGAUUCGGCCGCAGAUGCUAGAGGCCACAGCCAAGAAACGGCGAUAGCGAUGAAGGAGGCAUCCACAUCGACCACCGAAGACAAGGAAACGGCCACUACAAUGUCCCUUUACAAUAACCAGGAGAUGGAAGACAGCGCUAUUCAAACGGGCAGCCUGGAGGAAGUGCGGACGGAAGAGGACAAUCGGGACGCACCUCCUCAAGACUCUCUAGGCGAAAGCACGGUCCAUCACACAGCCCUAGAUGAGUCAGCUGCCGAACCGACCAACGAAAAGAGCGACAGCAACGAAACCUUAAAUCACAGUUCUCAAUCUCCAGAGCCCGUUGUGUCACCUCCGGAGAACCCAGGGCCUGACGGUUCUACACAGCCACCCGUGGAAGACGUGUCAGCGAGUGUAGUGGCCGACACGGCAUCUCCUGCGACCAACGAAGUGGUUUACGACGACCCGUCCGAAAUAGCGUACGCCACACCGCUGCAAGAUGCCAAACGGUUGCAAGACUUAGAACAGCAUCUGCACAGGAUGUCUGGGAAUAGCAAUCACAAGUUAAAAACGAGUCCCGAUAGGGCAAGUAAGCCUGAGGAGAGCGACAACAUCAGCUUGGCGUCGUUGAACAGUUUUUACGAGCACGAACAGCAGUUACAAAGGGCCGAGACUGAAGCCUCGAAGAACACGGACAGGAGAAGCGGGUCCCGCCAUAGCGCCAAACUCGAAUAUAGCGAAACACCAAAGCAACACUCCAGUGUCACCGAUAGUUCCGCUAAUAGAGAAACGCCGGCAACCUAUGCAAUAGAAAAGAACGAAGAAUUUAAUGCGGAGACGAUUGCGGCCACCGAGUCUUCAGGUGCUCAGCCGCAACCUACAGCGUCAACGGAAGAACAGCUCGGCAGUGUGCAAGGUAGCGCCAGCGUAGAGAGACCGCGCCCUGCGGCUCGACGAAAGUCAUCAGGGUCGAUCAACGUAGCAGCGGUCUCCGUGCUCGGAAGCGAGCCGCACGCGACGCCAAACGGCAGCCCCAUGACGCAACGGAGCGUUCGCGUGAGCGAAAGCCGAGCCUCUGUAAACAGCACGUCAUCUGUGACGCGCAGGGACUCCUUGAACGAAGGCGUCAGUCGCAGAGAGCGGCGGUCCUCACUUCACAGCUUCACCUCGCUGGGCCUGAGUCCAGCCGAGACCAACGGUCGUGUCGCCGGUCUCUCCAAGCAAUCUUCAGUAGACGAGGUACCGAGAAGUAAUAAAAGUUCCGAAAAGCGACCUUCUAAGACGAGUCGCACGUCGUCGCAAGAUCGUACACAAGGCACGGUAGCCGAGAAGUCGGCAUUAAAGAACCCUUCCGGCAGCAUUUCACAUGUGUCAAGAAAAGCGAACAACGACAGCAAAGCAUCAACUCACGCAAAGGUUUCCAAAAGCGGCACGGAAAAGAAGCCUUCGGCAACCAAAAGCAAACGGCCUGCUGAGGAAGAGAGCAAUAACAAGGCUUGGUCUCGGUCCUCAUCUGUAGAGUCCCUCAAGUCCAACAAGGACAGCGGGUACUCUCCUGCCUCUGAAAGGUCCAAGGACAGCACCGAAGCACCCCAGAGACAAAGGGAUGUCAAGGACGCGAGUAAGACACCAGGAAGCUCUUCCAAACGCAGUGAGAAUAAGCUGAGUUCACUGUACUACGCAACUUCGCCACCUCAUUCUCCCAUAAGAACGUACGCAUACCUCCUGCAGGAGAAAAACCCGGCACCAAGCUACGACUACCGCGCACCAGAAAACGGACCAACGAAUCAGGCGGUUUACAAUGCCGCACCUUUGAGGUACUCGUCCGCUACUAAAAACCAAUGGAAGCCAGACACGUACCCUAUCCUCGAAGAGGAGGAUGUCUUCUAUGCCAAGUCCUCCCGAGGAAAGAACAUGGAUGCCUACAGGGAGAUCAAUUUGGAUGAAGACAGCGGAGGUGUUUUCCGAGCGAGGCAGUUCCUUUCCGACGCUGGAGGCGCUGUUGAGAUACAAGAGAGCAUGGACACAAAAAUUGACGUUCCCAUCGACGAUAUGGAGGCUCUCGAGGUUGAGGAGGAGUAUCUUCCCCCCGAGCACAUCCGCAUCGACCGGACCGCGUCCGGAGGACCAGGUCAUCGCAUCGUCACCUUUCUGCCAAGCGCCGGGAGUGGGCGAGGCGGCUGUGCGACGUCUUCAGACAAGAGGACAAUGACGAGGCACAUCAGCAGGGACGAUGUGCAGCGCAUGGUCAUCUGACACAACGAG
This is a messenger RNA of Rhipicephalus sanguineus (brown dog tick), 2972 nucleotides long. RefSeq lists its product as uncharacterized. Gene Ontology annotation, biological process: intracellular signal transduction. Gene Ontology annotation, cellular component: microtubule organizing center; microtubule. The transcript is spliced from 7 exons. Bases 45 to 2963 code for a protein of 972 amino acids. The record is from RefSeq and is a predicted model, not a curated record. Lineage: Eukaryota; Metazoa; Arthropoda; Arachnida; Ixodida; Ixodidae.